Leishmania major strain Friedlin is the source of this 1542-nucleotide messenger RNA. RefSeq lists its product as hypothetical. Lineage: Eukaryota; Euglenozoa; Kinetoplastea; Trypanosomatida; Trypanosomatidae. The record is from RefSeq and is a predicted model, not a curated record. The transcript has a single exon. Bases 1 to 1542 code for a protein of 513 amino acids.
AUGAGCCCCGCGGUUUCCCCUUCAAGCAAGAAACACGCAUCACCACCGAAGCCGUCUGGAAAGCAGGGCGUCUUCCGUUCUCAUCCUCGUGGCGGCUCACAACUAUCCUCAUUUUCCUCGCCGCCGUCUCCCUCACCAGCGAUGACUGUGGGUGACAUGCACGGUGCCGUCGCCCCACCCCGCACCUCAUGCACCACAGAGGAGAAGGAGAGAAGUCUUCUGCGCUACUUUAGCCGUGGUCGCUGUCUUUACGACACGGUUCCACUGCAGAGCGCGUCCUUUGCCCUCCAGCGCGCGUCUUGCACGCAGGCGCAGCGUGUCCCGCUCGUCACCCUCUUUCCUGCCCCGUCCCCAUCCGAAUCAGCAGCAUCGCUUUCGACGUCGGCUGCAGCAUGCCCCACCGCAGAGUCUCCCGGUCUUAUCGGUGUCCAGUCUUCUGCGUCACGCCCGGUAGGCAAGUCCGUCACAACGGCGGAAGGGCCCGCGCCCGUAGCACCGCCGACCGCGUCGUCCCCGCUGUCGUGCAACCUAUCAUCCGAUCUUUUCUCGAGCUAUGAGCUGCAAGAAGGACAGCACUCGGACCGGUUGCAGUUCCGCCUUCUCAGCGCCCGCUUUUCGAGCGCGUCCGACUCGAACAAGUUCUUUGGCGCGGCAGAGAUGCCGCUGCGGGACGUGUGCGCUGACAUGGCAGAGAUUUGGGACACAAUGUGCACGACGUGGGAGGAUGCCAUGCGGGCCUGGAGCGGCCCCCCAUGCAGCGGGGCAGCGGGCUUCUCCAGGCGCCACUCUGCCUGUUUUUUGGUUUGCUACGUACAAACGCAGCAGAAGGUUGCCGUUGGCAUGUCCGUGCAGCGCAUCGCGGCGCAGGUAUGCGAGCUGGCUCGCGCCAACUACGCGCCGCAGCUGUUCCGGGUUGUUCCCAUUUUCAUUGGUUUGCGGGCACAGGUGACGUUGUGCAUGGACGCGACUGCGUGUAGUUCACUAGCGGCGGAUGUGGCGCCAAUGGUCGACGCUCGAAGAACUGAAACGGUCACCUACGCAACGGGGGGCUUGUACACCUUGGCAGAGACGGUGCAGUGCAUCACGCGCUUGGGCCCUCACGCCCUUGAUCCGCGGGGAUCUUCUGACGCCUCGCCGCAUGUAGGGUCCUCGCGUGCUGCUCCAGAGUUGCUGUGCACGUUGGAACCGCAGGUCUUCCUGUUGUCGGACAGCUGGCUGCACGUGCGCAGCGUCGCCGACCUCUACGGCGACGAUUCUUUGAGCAACUCCGCAUCUGACAGUCGAUCGGCGUCUGCAGCAGCACCUCCAGCUUCUGAGCAGGGGCAGAAUCGCCACGCCCGUAGGGCGACGUCGUUUGUGCCGGAGUCGACACGGCGCAACGUGCACGUUGUCCCCGCUGUGGUAGCGGAUCGCCUGAGUCGGAUAGAGGAGCGCGCCAUCGCCCGCUACAUCUGGUGCAACAUGCAGCGUCGAGUCAGUGACCGCCGCACCGCCGAGACUUUGCAACCGCUCCACCCAUCCUCUUUCGCUAAGCCCCUGUGA